This is a messenger RNA of Malaya genurostris, 3250 nucleotides long. RefSeq names its product zinc finger protein 616-like. Lineage: Eukaryota; Metazoa; Arthropoda; Insecta; Diptera; Culicidae. Bases 299 to 3250 code for a protein of 983 amino acids. The transcript has 4 exons. The record is from RefSeq and is a predicted model, not a curated record.
ACAUAGCGGAGAUUCAGAGGUUUUUUUUAUUUCUAUCUGCUAUUAUGGUACGGGAAACGAGCACAGAUUUUCACAGACAGGUUUUUGGCUUGAUCACAGAUUUUUGAAAAAAAGAUCUGGCAUCCCUGUAACUGAUUCCAACAACAACAUUAAACAUUAUCAAACGUAAACACACGUUCGUUGCUGUUAUAAUAUAUCUUAAAUAAAAUGAACUAAGAAAUUGAUUUCAACGUUCUCUGAAUAGUGAUUUAUAAAGUUUUCUGUUAGUGAUAUCAUUUCUCACCGUAACAGAUGAAAUAUGAGUGAAAUUACAGAUUCAUCGUCGACUAAAGAGGAUGAGAAAAUUUCACGCGAUGUCUCCGAGGAUGAUUCUUUCGAUAUUCGCUUGAGCAGUGACGGGAUAAAGUCUUUCCACUGUAAAUUUUGCAAUAAAUCUUAUAGUUCGAAACAGUUGUGCAAACGUCACGCUACUGCCAUCCACAAAAAGUGUGAUUCCAGUCGAACAAGCGGAAAUAUCGAACAAUAUCACUGUCAACAGUGCGACAUGGUUUUCAAAAGUAAGCAUGCUUUUGUGGCACAUGAAAAGACACAUAGCGAAGAUGACAAUAAACAGUAUCGAUGCGAGACAUGUUCAGUGAUUCUCAAAACAUUGGCCAGCUACAAGCAGCACUUGAAUAAACAUUUUGGUAUAAAAAAUGAAAAGAACACACUACCGUGCGAAAACUGUGAUGCAGUUUUCACGAGUCGCGAAGGUAGAAGGGUGCACAUGAUUUUGAAACACAGUGCUGGACAGACAUACAAAUGCCAGGAGUGUCCGAUGAUAUUUGCUCGCAAAGGAAAUCUACGACUGCACAUGACUACGCAUGGGAUAAGACCGCAUGUAUGCAGUGUCUGUGGAAAGUCCUACGCUAGGAUCGAAAGCCUGCGAACACAUGAACAAGGUUGUGCGAACGGAAAAACGGGAUUGUUUUGUGAAAAGUGUGGACAACGGUUCCGAAAGCUCGAGUUGCUAGAGAAACAUAUUCAGCUUGGUCAUCCGGAAAAGGAACAUCAGUGCAACUAUUGUGGCCAGAGUUUCGAGAGUAAGCGUGCCCUUAGUCAUCACGUGCGAGUACAUGAAGGCAAAUUCCGGUGUACGCAUUGUUCGCUGCAAUUUGUAACUGAGAAAGCAUUACAAAACCACGAAAAGAGUCGACAUUGGGAGAUUUUAGGUAUAGAGCGAGUGAUUGGCAAGCAAGGUCGGCGAAGAGACGGAACCGAUAGACCAAAGGAGCCAAAGGCACGUGUUAGGAGAAACAAAUAUAAUCCGUUUCUGGGUUUAGAACACUUAGCGCAAUUGACAGAGAAAAUGGAUCACAAAUCGAAAUCUGAAUCUGAUAUUCAAACUCAGUCUGCUGUUCUGGAAGAUACUCAUAUAAGGACUUCAAAUUACAACAUAGAAAACACUAAUUUCAGUAUGAUAGACAGUGAUCCAAUUGAUAAAAACUCUGUGCAUACCGUGGCGACAAUAAUCGAAGAUGCCAAUCAUGAUUUGGAAGGUAAUGCUGAUAAUACUGGCUGUGAGAGAAUUUCAAAUGAUAAUGUUGUAACUGACGAUAUCAAAGAAACUAUAAUCGAAAAAAGAACUUUACUGGAUGAAGACACAACACUGGAUUGUGAACAAAACAUGAUCGAAAAUCCUGCUAUAAGCGUGAAAGAGGAAAAUGAACAACUUAUUUCAGAUUAUGAAGAUGUCAGAGAAUUUGACGGAAACAACUCGGAGUCUGAUGGUCACGAAAAUGACUGGAUAAAUGAGGCGAAUGAACAAGACCUCAUAACUGAAAUAAAAAUAGAACACAAUCCAACAGUUGAGCUUUCGACUAAGAUACCUAAUGCAAAGAUCAAGGCAAAACGAAAAGCUCGUCGGAAAGCCAAACCAGUCAAGAAACAGUCACACCCGAAAAAGUUCAAUUGCGACGAUUGCGAUAAAACGUUUGUUCAUCAUUACUGGCUGGGUGUUCAUCGAGAAAAAAGGCACGGUGUUCGGAAUGAGGACGAUGUUCUUCCUAAAAAGAACCGGGUACAUAUUUGCAAUCAGUGUGAUAAAAGUUUCAGCGACUGGCGUAAUUUAUUGUAUCACUACAAACAUGUUCACAAGAUUGCAAUCCAGGACAGUGAAGUGGAAAGAUGCAGAUCGUGCAAAAGAAGGUUUAUCAACGCAGACGAACUACAGUUGCAUUCGUGCUUCAAGGGCAUUUUAGUGAAUCGAAAACCUCAGUAUAAAUGUGAGAUAUGUGAAAAACAAUAUUUUAGUCAGCAUGGUUUGGAUUGUCAUCGGUCCUCGCACCCGGAGUACCAUAAGUUCAAUUGUGAUGUUUGUCAGAAACCGUUCGCCAACAUAAAGGAUAUGAACUAUCACAAGAAACGCGUGCACGUGGAGGCCUGCUUCACGUGUGAUGUAUGUGGCAAAGCAUUCAAGGUACAGGCACAGUUGAAAAUCCAUGUUCAAAUUCAUCAGCAAUCGAAAGGCUACCAGUGUGAGUUCUGUGGCAAGUCCUUUUCACAACGAAAUGGUAUGACUGCUCAUUUAAAAAUUGCCCACGCUGAGCAACUGGGUGAGGAAGCCGUCGCAGAGCGAGAAAUUAUAUGUGAGAUUUGCCAGAAAAAGCUCAAGGGAAAAAUAUGUCUAAAAUUGCACAUGAAGACACACACUGACGAAAGAAAUUUCGAGUGUUCCUAUUGUGAUAAAAAGUUCAUUGCAAAACAGGAUAAGAUGCGCCACGAGCAGACACACACCAAAGAGUAUCGAUUCAAGUGUCGUUUCUGCGGUAAAGGAUCAACGAGAAGAAAGCUGAUACUAUUGCACGAAGCCAAGGAGCAUAAUUUUACCUGUAGUGAACCACUUGGUCCAUCGCAUAGGUGCUCGAUCUGUGAUCGUGACUUUAGUUCGCCGUCUGCCCGACAAAUACAUGAAUCUCUUCACAGUGAUGAUCUUCCAGUGCCAUGCAAACUAUGCGACCGGCGCUUUAAGAAUGUUAAAUAUAUGAAGUAUCAUUUGAAAGCACAUCACAGAUUAGGAAACGGGUCUACUUCCAGGGAGCAGCAAGUGUGCGACACAAGUUCGACAGGGAUACAGUCGAAAGAUUCAACGUCUUUAGAAUGUGAAAUUAAUAAUGCGAGCGGUGGUAAAGAAGGUAGUAUGGCUGUGUAUUCGACUUUCUGUUUAGCACAGCCCCAUGGAAAUGAUAUUGUUGUUUCGAAAGGCGGAUAA